This is a messenger RNA of Salarias fasciatus (jewelled blenny), 3104 nucleotides long. It is a transcript of the gene p3h1, whose product is annotated as prolyl 3-hydroxylase 1. Lineage: Eukaryota; Metazoa; Chordata; Actinopteri; Blenniiformes; Blenniidae. Gene Ontology annotation, molecular function: iron ion binding; protein binding; L-ascorbic acid binding. The record is from RefSeq and is a predicted model, not a curated record. The transcript has 15 exons. Gene Ontology annotation, cellular component: endoplasmic reticulum. Gene Ontology annotation, biological process: collagen metabolic process. Bases 69 to 2615 code for a protein of 848 amino acids.
UCUUCCCUGGCCGCCUCCGCCGCCGGCUCCCGGUGCCUCUCCCGGUGCCUCUGCCCGCUCUCAGCAGCAUGGAGCUCCGUUACGCGCUGCCGCUCCUCGCGGCUCUGCUCGCCGCGUCCCGCGCGCAGGAGAACUCCGUCCCGGCGGCGCGCGUGCUGCUGGAGCCCUACGACUUCCUCUUCGACACGGCGGUGGAAGCCUACUACCGGGGGGACUGGCUGUCGGUCAUCCUCAACAUGGAGAAGGCUCUGCGGAACAAAGCCACGGUCCGCGGCGUCAAGGCGCAGUGCCGGCUGGGCUGCGCCAACAGCACGGCGUUCGGCUCCGGGGCGCCGGUGCCCGGGGCCGGGUCCGUGGAGGACCUGGGCUUCUUUCAGAGGAUCCUGAAGCGGGCGGACUGCGUGAACUCCUGCGAGCUGGAGAAACUCGGGUCUCCAACUCUCCAUCUGGUGAGCGAGGAGGUGGAGCUGGAGUUCAAGAAGCGGACUCCCUACAACUACCUGCAAGUGGCCUACUUCAAGAUCAAUAAGCUGGACAAAGCGGUGGCGGCGGCCAACACGUUCUUCCAGGCCAACCCGACCCACGUGGAGAUGAAGCAGAACCUGGACUACUACAGGAUGAUGGCGGGGGUGCAGGAGGCGGACUUCAAAGACCUGGAGACGCCGACACACAUGGCCCAGUUCCUCCUGGGGAAGAGCCUCUACAGCGACGACUCCUUCGGCCUGGCGGCGGAGCGCUUCGAGGCGGCGCUGGAGCGCUACUUCCCCGCCCAGCGGGAGUGCAGGGCGCUGUGCGAGGGAGCCUACAGCUACGACGGCUACCAGUACAUGGAGUACAGCGCCGACCUGUUCCAGACCGUGACGGACCACUACAUGCAGGUGCUGAACUGUAAGCAGCACUGCUCCGUGGAGCUGGCCUCCAGCGCCGGGCGGGACAAGCCCUUCGACGACUUCCUGCCGUCUCACUUCAACUACCUGCAGUUCUCCUACUACAACAGUGAGAAGUACGAGCAGGCCAUCGAGUGCGCCAAGACCUACCUGCUGUUCCACCCCGAAGACGUGGUCAUGAACCAGAACCUGAACUACUACUCCGUGGUGCUGGGCGAGGACAAGGCGGCGGCGAUCCCGGCCCGGCAGGUGGUGAAGGACUACAUCCAGCAGUCCCUGCUGGAGAAGGAGCUGCUCUACUUCGGAUACGAAGCUUUUGGAAUCACCUUCGUGGAUCCAGACACGUGGACUCCUGAAGACGUGAUGCCCAAGAAACUGCGGGAAAAACAGAAAGCCGACAGGGAGACGGCAGCCAGGAUCACCGAGGAGAUCGGGAACCUGAUGAAGGAGAUCGAGACGCUGGUCGAAGAGAAGAAGAAGGAUUCCUCGGACAUGGCCAAGAUGAUCGUCCCACAGGAAGGCGGCGCUGUGCUGCCCGACGACAUCCGGGUGACCAUGACGUCCCAGCAGCUGAACGGCUCGCAGCGGGUGCUGCUGGACGGCGUGAUCAGCGACGACGAGUGCCGGGAGCUUCAGCGCCUCUCCAACGCAGCUGCAGAGAAGGGCGACGGCUACCGGGGCCGCCCGUCCCCGCACUCCCCCAGCGAGCUGUUCCAGGGCGUCACCGUCCUCAAGGCCGUCAAGCUGGGGCAGGAGGGGAAGGUCCCGCUGAAGAGCACCCGCCUGUUCUUCGACCUCAGCGAGAAGGUGAGGAAGGUGCUGGAGUCCUACUUCGGCCUGCAGACCAAGCUCUACUUCUCCUACUCCCACCUGGUGUGCCGCUCCGCCAUCGACGAGAAGCAGGAGGACCGCGAGGACCUCAGCCACCCCGUCCACGUGGACAACUGCCUGCUGGUGUCCGAGCUCAACGAGUGCGUCAAGGAGCCGCCGGCGUACACACACCGGGACUACAGCGCCAUCCUGUAUCUCAACGACGACUUUGAAGGAGGAGACUUCAUCUUCACCGAGCUCGACGCCAAAACAGUGACGGCCGAGGUGCGCCCCCGCUGCGGUCGGGUGGUGGGAUUCGGAGCCGGGAAGGAAAACCCCCACGGGGUCCGGGCCGUCACCAGGGGUCAGAGGUGCGCCGUGGCGCUGUGGUUCACUCUGGAUCCGGCUCACGAGGAGAAGGAGAGAGUCCAGGCUGAGGACAUGCUGCGGAUGUUUUCCACCCCUGUGAAUGCAGAGUUCACCAAGACCAGCUCCACAGAGCCUUCUGAGCCUCCGGCAGCUGCACCCGACAGUCCCCCGCAGGAGCCGGCGGAUCAACCGCCAGACGACACCGGAGCCGAGAAGCAGCCGGCCGCCGCCAAACCGGCCGCCUCGUCCAAAGAGCCGGCGGCGGCGAAACCCGGCGGCAAAGCGGCGGCGAAACCCGGCGGAAAGGCGGCGGCUAAAACCAAAGCUGCCCCCAAAGCAAAGGCCAAAGCCAAAGAACAGGCAAAGGCCAAAGCCACGGAUAAAGCUACACCUGCGGCUAAAACCGACGGCAAACAGACGGGUAAAACAAAAACCAAGCAGGUGGUCAAAAAGGACUCGAAACCAGCGGCCAAAAAGACAGUAAAAGCUGCAGCGAAGAAGGAAGCGGCGUCCGUCGCGGACUCUCAGAAAGCCAGAGAGGAGCUGUGAUCACACUGUUUUAUAUCUGCUUUUUUAUACAAGGUCUUCUCUGUGGGUGGGUGAAUGAAAACACAAAGCAAUGGUGUUUUACCUUAAAUUAAUAAAAGUUGAAAUGGUACAUAAUGUUCUGUAAUGAUGCGGGAGAUCAAGUGAAGCGGCCUCAAAUCACUGUAGCUGAUGUUAUUUGGUCUUUUUGAUGUGAAAAGAUGUAAUAAAUGGGAAAUGUCCAGAUCUGAUGCGUGACUGGAUAGAAUAAAGUAAAAAUAGGUUUGGAAUUUGUGCAGUUUGUGAGAAAACAGAUGUAGUGCUCCAGACUGACAGCAGGUGGCAGCAUGGAAACACUCUUCUGUCACAUUCAACAAGACAGAUGUAAACCCUCUCAGCUGCUUCUCUCUGCUGUUUUUCACUCUGCUGCUGACAUCCUGAUCAGCCCAGACGCCAGGAACAGAUCUCUUCAAAUCUGUCUGGUGGAGGUUUAUUAUAACUGGAUCUGCAAUU